Carassius auratus (goldfish) is the source of this 2036-nucleotide messenger RNA. Its product is annotated as nuclear receptor subfamily 4 group A member 2. NCBI's taxonomy places the organism in Eukaryota, Metazoa, Chordata, Actinopteri, Cypriniformes, Cyprinidae. Gene Ontology annotation, biological process: regulation of transcription by RNA polymerase II; cellular response to corticotropin-releasing hormone stimulus; dopaminergic neuron differentiation. Gene Ontology annotation, cellular component: transcription regulator complex; nucleus. The record is from RefSeq and is a predicted model, not a curated record. The transcript is spliced from 8 exons. Bases 246 to 2027 code for a protein of 593 amino acids. Gene Ontology annotation, molecular function: nuclear glucocorticoid receptor binding; nuclear receptor activity; zinc ion binding.
AUUGCGCUCUGGCUCCAGUCUUCGCGUGCUGUCGAAGGAGUAAGGUGCGCAAAGACAGUGGCUCUACAUGCAAACGCAACUUCUAUCAACAGGAACAGCUACAUGGAUUCAUAAUUUGCAACUCUUUUAAUAGCGAUUUGAGAAACCAAAAGAACGGAGAUACACGCUCUGACAUCAACCGCUGUUGCGAGCCCUGACUUCAGAGAUUGUUCCACGAGAGAUAAAAGUAGCAGGUGUGCGGAGCCAUGCCCUGCGUCCAGGCUCAGUAUGGGACAUCACCUCCAGGAGCCAGCCCUGCAUCUCAGAGUUACAGUUACAACACCACGGCAGAGUACAGCUGCGACUUCCUAACACCGGAGUUUGUCAAGUUUAGCAUGGACCUGACUAACGCAGAAAUAGCUGUCACUUCCUCGCUCCCCAGUUUCAGCACCUUUGUGGACACCUACAGCUCCAGCUACGACGUGAAGCCUCCCUGCCUCUACCAAAUGUCCCACUCUGGGGAUCAGCUGUCCAUCAAGGUGGAGGAGAUACCCGCACACAGCUACCAUCAGCAGCAGCAUCAUCAUCAGCCCCACCAGGCUGAGGAGAACCUACCCCAUACCGAACCUAUAUGUAGGCCUAUAUACUAUAAACCAUCCUCACCAAACGUCUCCCAGUCACCCAGUUACCCGGCGCCUCCACACCACACGUGGGAAGACAGCGCGUCCCUACACAGUUUUCAUCAAAACUACCUGGCGACUACACACAUGAUGGACCAGCAGCGGAAAAACGCGAUGUCGCGGUUGUUCUCGUUCAAGCAGUCUCCUGUGGACACGCCGAUGUCAAGCUGCCAGAUGCGCUUCGAUGGAUCUCUGCACGUGUCCAUGGGCCCGGACACCCCUGGUGCGCACCGUGCGCUGGACAGUUUUGCUUUACCGGCACCUCCGAGGAAACAGCACGCUGUGGGUUUAUCCCAUUCGCUUAACGUCGGACAUCCAUUACUGGAAAGCCCGGUGGCCUCACCCCCGGCAAGAGGAUCUCCAUCCAGCGAGGGUUUGUGCGCUGUGUGUGGGGACAACGCAGCCUGCCAGCAUUACGGGGUGCGCACAUGCGAGGGGUGCAAAGGAUUCUUCAAGCGCACGGUGCAGAAAAACGCCAAAUACGUUUGUCUGGCAAACAAAAACUGUCCUGUGGAUAAAAGACGGCGAAACCGAUGCCAGUAUUGCCGUUUUCAAAAGUGCCUGGUCGUAGGGAUGGUGAAGGAAGUUGUAAGAACAGCCAGUUUAAAAGGACGAAGAGGUCGACUCCCCUCCAAACCUAAAAGUCCGCAGGAAAUCCCUGUCUCUGUGACACCCGUCAAUCUCUUGAACGCCCUAGUGAAAGCGCACAUAGACUCCAGCCCCUCCAUGGCCCGCCUGGACUACUCUAAAUUUCAGGCGAGUCCAGAGUUUCACAGUGGAGGAGAUGAAUCUCUGCACAUUCAGCAGUUCUACGAUCUUCUCACUGCUUCAAUGAGCAUCAUUCGCGGAUGGGCAGAAAAAAUCCCCGGCUUCACUGACCUGCCCAAAUGCGACCAAGAACUGCUUUUCGAAUCAGCCUUCCUUGAACUUUUUGUGCUGCGGCUGGCUUACAGGUCUAACCUGGCAGAGGAAAAACUUAUGUUCUGCAAUGGAGUGGUUUUACACAAGUUGCAGUGCGUGCGUGGCUUUGGGGAGUGGAUCGACUCUAUCGUCGAGUUUUCUUCCAACCUUCAGAACAUGAGCAUAGACGUCUCUGCCUUCUCCUGCAUAGCUGCUCUCACCAUAGUUACAGAGAGACACGGACUAAAAGAGCCCAAGAAAACAGAGGAACUUCAAAACAAGCUCAUAAACUGUCUGAAGGAUCAGGUGUCCUGCAGUGGAGAGUUGUCUAAACUGUUGGAGAAGCUGCCGGAGGUGCGCGCGCUGUGCACGCAGGGACUGCAGCGCAUCUUUUACUUGAAGCUGGAGGAUUUGGUUCCCACGCCUGCGAUCAUUGACAAACUCUUCCACGAUACCUUACCGUUCUGAACAAUCGGC